Microthlaspi erraticum is the source of this 2430-nucleotide messenger RNA. Lineage: Eukaryota; Viridiplantae; Streptophyta; Magnoliopsida; Brassicales; Brassicaceae. The record is from the annotation of a GenBank genome assembly.
AUGGCUGGAAGUUGGGAUGGGAGCCAAUCAGAUAACAGCUCAAAUUUCGAGCCAGGGAUCGAUAACAUAUACGAAGCGUUUCUCUGUCCAUUGACGAAGCAAGUCAUGCAAAAUCCAGUGACUUUGGAGAGUGGUCAGACUUUUGAGCGUGAGGCAAUCGAGAAAUGGUUCAACGAGUGUCGCCAAAACGGCCGUCCUCUGUCUUGCCCCAUCACUUCAAAGCAGCUGAGUGUCACUGACUUAAGCCCGAGCAUAGCCUUACGCGCUACAAUCGAAGAGUGGAGAGCUAGAAACGAUUGCUUGAAGCUUGACAUUGCUCGUCAGUCUCUCUACUUGGGGAACUCCGAGAGCAACAUCUUGCAGGCUUUGAAGAACGUGAGAGAGAUUUGCAGGAACAUUCGUUUGAUCAAACACCGUUCUCAUAAUCCUCAGCUUGUUAGGUUGAUUAGUGACAUGUUGAAGAGUGGUAGUCAUGAUGUGAGGUAUAAGGCGUUGCAGACUCUUCAAGUUGUAGUUGAGGGAGAUGAACAAAGCAAGGUGAUUGUAGCUGAAGGAGACACUGUGCGUACUGUUGUUAAGUUUUUAUCAAAGGAGCCACCAAAGGGGAGAGAAGCAGCUGUUUCUUUGUUGUUUGAGCUGUCGAAAUCAGAAGCUUUGUGUGAGAAGAUUGGAUCUGUUCGUGGAGCUAUUAUAUUACUGGUUGGUUUGACAAGUAGUAAGUCGGAGAAUGUUUCAACUGUUGAGAAAGCUGAUAGGACUUUGACGAACUUGGAGAGGUCUGAGGAGAAUGUUCGAGAGAUGGCUACUAAUGGUAGACUCCAGCCUCUUCUUGCUAAACUUCUUGAAGGUUCACCUGAAACAAAACUCUCAAUGGCUUCUUAUCUUGGAGUGCUUGCGUUAAACAAUGAUGUGAAAGUUGUUGUGGCUCAGACUGUUGGUUCUUCUCUCAUCGAGCUUAUGAGAAGUCGUGACAUGAGGCUACGUGAAGCUGCUUUGGGAGCUCUCAACAAUAUCUCAUCGUUUGAAGGGAGUGCUAAAGUCUUGAUCGGCUCAGGGAUUCUUCCACCGCUGAUGAAGGACUUGUUCUACGUUGGACCAAACCAGCUUCCGAUUCGGCUUAAAGAAGUCUCCGCCACGAUUCUUGCAAACAUAGUGAACAUUGGCUACGACUUUGACAAGGUCCCUGUUGGAGCUCAUCACCAGACGCUUGUCUCAGAGGACGUAGUGGAGAAUCUGCUCCAGCUGAUAAGCAACACUGGUCCAGAGAUCCAGGGGAAGCUUUUGGUGGUUCUUGUUGGACUCACUAGCUGCUCAAACUCGGUUAUAAACGUUGUCUCUGCGAUUAGAAACUCUGGUGCAAUCAUUAGCUUGGUUCAGUUCGUUGAGGUUCAUGAGAAUGAGGAUUUGCGUUUAGCUUCUGUCAAGCUCCUUCAUAACAUUUCCCCUCAUAUGAGCAAAGAGCUGGCUAAUUCGCUGCGUGGUAGUGUUGGACAGCUCGGGAACCUUGUUGCAAUCAUAUCGGAGAACACACCAACGAUCACAGAGGAGCAAGCUGCAGCUGCUGGACUUUUAGCUGAGCUUCCUGAGAGAGAUUGGGGUCUGACACAGAGACUGUUAAGCGAAGGUGCUUUUGAGAAAAUCAUCUCCAAGAUCGUUGGUAUUCGCCAAGGUGAAAUCAGAGGGAUACGGUUCGAGAGAACGUUUCUCGAAGGACUUGUUAGUAUCCUCACUCGGAUCACGUUCGCACUCACUAAAGAAACUCAAGCCGUUUCCUUCUGCCGUGAGAACAAUCUCGCUUCGCUUUUCCUUGAUCUCCUUCAGUCCAACAAUCAAGAAAACAUACAGAUAGCUUCUGCGGUAGCUUUGGAGAAUCUUUCACUUGAAUCCAAGAAUUUGACAAAGAUACCGGAACUUCCUCCUCCGAGCUACUGUGUGUCUAUCUUUUCAUGUCUGAGCAAACCUCCCGUUGUUCUUGGGACAUGCAAGAUCCAUGGAGGGAUGUGUUCGUUGAGAGAAAGCUUUUGUCUUGUUGAAGGACAAGCAGUGGAUAAGUUGGUUGAUCUCUUGGGCCAUGAGAAUGAGAAGGUGGUUGGACCAGCACUCGCGGCUCUGUCUACGUUGUUGGAAGAUGGUUUAGAAGUAGAGAAAGGAGUGAUAUUGAUCGAUGAAGCAGAUGGGAUCACGCCUAUACUAAACGUUCUGUUGGAGAAUCGAACAGAGACUCUAAGGGUUAGAGCUGUGUGGAUGGUGGAGAGGAUCUUACGUAUUGAAGAGAUAGCUAGAGAAGUGGGAGAAGAGCAGAACGUUACAGCCGCACUUGUGGACGCUUUCCAAAACGCAGAUUUCAGGACGCGGCAGAUCGCUGAGAACGCGUUGAAGCAUAUUGAUAAGAUUCCCAACUUCUCUGGUAUAUUCUCAAACAUUGGUUAA